AUGCUCAGCGGCGACGCAUUUGUGGAGAGCAGGACGGCAGAAGUGACCCUGCAAGAGGCGGAGCCGGCCGCGGUGGACCUGUUGCUGAGCCACAUGUAUGGCGGCGCGAUCGACGUGCCCCUGCCGCUCGUGCCGCAGCUGUACGGCCUGGCAGACCAGUACCAGGUCCGGAGCGACCUGGCGGGGCAGCUGCUGGCGUGGCUGGCAGCGGCGCGGCUGGUGCCAGGCGCGCUCUGCGGGAUGCUGCCGGCCGCGCACAGGCUGUGCGCACGCGCGUGCGAGGCGAGCCUGUACGCGCAGGCUGCCGCGGCGCUGGGCCAGGUCUGCCGGCUGCCUGGGUUUGCCUGCUGGCCGUUGGAGCUUGUGCAGGCAGUGGCCAGGAGGGCGCCGUUUGGAGAGGCGCUUGGAGCGGUGGCAGCGUGGAUGAAGGCGCACGAGCAGCGGCAGCAGGAGGAGGAGCAGACGUACCAGCAGCGGCCGCAAAAGGACGCGCAGCCGCCAGAGCAGCAGCGGCAGGAACGACAGCAGGAGGGAGUGGCGGCGGAAGAGGCUUGUGACCAGGGAGAGCAGGAGCAGGGCAGCCGCCCACAUGACGACGAGCGGCGGCGGGAGCGUCUGGACUGCUGGCGGCGGGAGCGCCUGGACUGCUGGCGGCAGCUGCUGGGCUCGUUUGACAGCUCGAAGGCGACGUUGGAAGACCUGCGGGGAGUGAGGCAGCUUUUGGGUGAGGGAGGCGGCGGCAGCAGCAGCGCCGGCAGCCCUGUGGGCGGCGGCAGCGGUGGCAGCGGUGGCUUCGGGGACGGCGGCGGCGGCGAGGUGCCUGGGCUGCGGGAGUGGCUGCUCGAUGCAUAUGACGGCCUAUGUGGGCGGCAGCAGCUGCAGCUGGAGGGCCGCAGAGUGCGCACCCCCCAGCCGCGUUAG
Messenger RNA from Monoraphidium neglectum, 921 nucleotides. RefSeq lists its product as hypothetical. The coding region runs from base 1 to 921 and encodes 306 amino acids. The transcript is spliced from 2 exons. NCBI's taxonomy places the organism in Eukaryota, Viridiplantae, Chlorophyta, Chlorophyceae, Sphaeropleales, Selenastraceae. The record is from RefSeq and is a predicted model, not a curated record.